UUUAAAGCAUGAACCUUGAACGAGGGGCAAAGUGUGAUGACCAAGAUAGAAAAGUUCAAAUAGCGUCUGUCUUAUGCAUCUCGUUAAUAGCAAGAAGACACGAAAUAGUGGAUUUGAUAGUUGAUUCUCACUAGGAAUACAGGUACAAGAUCGUCUCAUUGUCCUAUCUCAUCGUUUGUGAGACGCACAACCUUGCUAACAGCAAUGAAAAUGGUUUCUCCGCGAAGUCUAUUGCAGCUACGCAGCUUUUGUCGUUCCCAAAGUUCCGGCAAAUUUCUGGCACCAGCCGAAACUGUUUCAAGUGGCAGGAGAGAAUACUCAUCGAAAGAAAGUUUAGUUUCCGUUGCUGUCAACGACAAAACUGGUGUUGCCACUGUCACAAUGGGGAGGCCUCCGGUGAAUGGCUUGAAUUUAGAACUGAUCCAAGAACUGACUAGCACUUUAGAGUCUCUAGAGAAAAAUAAAUCGAGAGGCAUGAUUCUCACUUCAGCUUUCCCCACAGUUUUCAGUGCUGGUUUGGAUAUUAUGGAAAUGUACAGGCCAAAAGCAGAUAGAGUGAGAGCAUUCUGGACGGCACUGCAAGACAUGUGGCUGAAACUUUAUAGUACUCCGUACCCAACUGUUGCUGCUAUAAAUGGUCAUAGCCCAGCUGGUGGUUGCUUGUUGUCAGUAAGUUGUGAAUAUCGUGUGAUGGUUGGACCAAAAUUCACUAUUGGGUUAAAUGAAACACAACUUGGAAUUGUUGCACCCACAUGGUUUCAGUUAUCAUUUAGAAAUGUUGUUAAACAUCGUGAUGCAGAAGUGGCUUUGACUCUGGGAAAAAUGUUCACCACAGAAGAGGCAUUAAAGAUUGGUCUUAUAGAUGAAGUCGCCUCAGAUGCUAAAGAUGCCAUUGGAAAAGCAGAAAAAUUUAUAGGACAAUUUGCCAAAAUUUCACCUGUGGCACGAAGCAUGACCAAGGUUCAGUACAGAGCAGAAACAAUUAAUUGGCUAGUGAAGAACAAAGAAUCAGACUUAAAUCAGUUCUUGACAUUUGUAAAUGAUCCUAAAGUGCAAAAGGGACUCGAGCUUUAUAUGGAGUCACUGAAGAAGAAGUAAACUUCCUUUGCAAUUUGCGCUUUUCCUACAAAUGAUGACUUUGAUAACUGCAAAGGUAUCACUGUCAAAAAGAAGCAGGGUAGCAGAAGACCUGCAGAUUAUUACACCGUGAAGCUUAUAAGCUGUGGUCUCCUGCACAUAUUUGCCUUUUUGCAAGUACACAAAAGCUUGCACCUGUAUUUUUUUAGAAGUAAUUUUGAAGAUACCAUAGUAUAAACCUGCUGGAAAGUGUUAUUGUAUUUUUAGAACAUUUGUUGCAUUUGUAAUUUUAUACUGCAUAUACAUGUUGUCAAUAAAAUAUUGAUAUUGCCGUAACAAAGAUGCACAAUCAGAAAAUACACACAGACCCUUUAUUGCAUAGAACCUAAAGGAAAAAUGUGUGUAUUCAAAGUUAUGUUUAGUUGCGUUCAACAUCAGUUUUAGAAAAGUGUAACAAUGAUAGAACUACAGCAAACCUAGACAAAAGGACAUUAUACUGCAAAGAUUUUUUCAGUUCCAUUAAAUACUAAGUGCAUUUCUUCAAUGACAAUUAUUUAGCCUUUUGCAUAGUGCAGAUGUAGUUGUAUCAGUUAAUCAGUGAAAUAACGUAUUUUUGAAAAUGUUCAGUGACAUUUUUAGAACUUUAAUUUGAAACAAAUUCUUUGGUAACAGUUCCGGUCUUGUAUCUAUUUUUGCCGUGGUUGGUGUAAAAAUAAAGGAUUAUGACUAUUAAUCACUGGAAAAUGAAA
Messenger RNA from Schistocerca cancellata (South American locust), 1826 nucleotides. RefSeq names its product enoyl-CoA delta isomerase 1, mitochondrial-like. The transcript has 7 exons. The record is from RefSeq and is a predicted model, not a curated record. Lineage: Eukaryota; Metazoa; Arthropoda; Insecta; Orthoptera; Acrididae. Bases 205 to 1098 code for a protein of 297 amino acids. Gene Ontology annotation, molecular function: enoyl-CoA hydratase activity. Gene Ontology annotation, cellular component: mitochondrion. Gene Ontology annotation, biological process: fatty acid beta-oxidation.